Lachnellula hyalina is the source of this 903-nucleotide messenger RNA. RefSeq lists its product as uncharacterized. The record is from RefSeq and is a predicted model, not a curated record. NCBI's taxonomy places the organism in Eukaryota, Fungi, Ascomycota, Leotiomycetes, Helotiales, Lachnaceae. Bases 1 to 903 code for a protein of 300 amino acids. The transcript has 2 exons.
AUGUGUAUUCUCGCCCCGUUCACCCUGCCCUGCUGCAGGCAAAUCUAUGUCAGCGUCUCUCGAACCACACAAUGCCCCCAAGACUGGCCCAGUAGCAAGUGCGCCUCAGAGAUCUGCAUUCAGAUACAUCAGUACGAGCCCGAGCAUAGAUCUACUGGAAUCUGCUGGAGAUGCCAGGCGGACAAAGAGGGCGAGAUCGGAUCUGUGAGGGAGAAGAGAAGACCGGCGAUCGAUAAAGCAAGGGUCGCUGCUGGUUUGGAACCUUCUGAAUCACCUGUCAGUCCGAAGAAGCGGUCUCGAACAAAUACCGGCAGCCGGAGCGGUAACAAGCCCAACAAGAAGAUAAAACUUGAGGCUCAAGAUGACAAGAUUUCAAGCCUUCGGAGCCAUCGGAGCCAACACAACGGUUAUCAGUUAUUCGGCACCGACUUCCAACUAUGCCCAACAACUUCUGGCCCCUCUAGAUCCGCAUUUGGAGACAAUCUUAGCAUACCAUUCUAUGGAGAUUAUGAGCCACAAGACUUCUCACCAGACAUGCCGGAAACAGUCUCCAACAACUGGCACGCUGUGAACCAACAGCGCGGUGGUGACAGUCAUUACAACGACUUUCCAAAUCGGAACGUCCAAGACCACCAGCACCAUGGAGUUGAAAGAGGCAACACUUUCGGAUACAAGUCACCAAUGCAGGUCGCUCAGAAAUCUUCCAGUCCAGUCAUACGUUUCGCUGCUGCUAUGGAGAAUAAUUUGGACCCGUCGUUCUCCAGCCCCGCUCUCAACCCAAGUUUUGACGAGUUUGAAGACACGAAUGACGCCCUACUAAGCCAACUUUUGAACGCCCACAAUACUCCGCCCCUAACUACCGAAAGCCUGACGGACCUGCAGUUACAUUCUUCACCGAGUUAG